This is a messenger RNA of Thecamonas trahens ATCC 50062, 309 nucleotides long. RefSeq lists its product as uncharacterized. Gene Ontology annotation, molecular function: cysteine-type peptidase activity. Lineage: Eukaryota; Apusomonadida; Apusomonadidae. The coding region runs from base 1 to 309 and encodes 102 amino acids. The transcript has 2 exons. Gene Ontology annotation, biological process: proteolysis. The record is from RefSeq and is a predicted model, not a curated record.
AUGAGGUCGGUCGACAGCGGGCUGGCGGAGGCGCUCAAGGACUAUGUGGUGCUGCAGGUGCAGCAAGAGACGGGCAGGAGGCCGAACAUGGCGCAGUGGACCGUGGUCAAGCCCGCUGGCCUCCCGCAGCAGACCAACGGCUCCGACUGUGGGGUGUUUGUGCUGGUGUUUGCCGCACUCGUCGCCGCCGAUGCCGCGGUCGUCGUCGGUCAGAGCGACGAGCUGGAACUGAGGCGUGCCAUUGUGACAGCUCUGCUCCGCGGCCUUGUUGUCGAUCCUCAGUUGCUUGACCAGCACGAAGAAGCUUGA